Messenger RNA from Megachile rotundata (alfalfa leafcutting bee), 6270 nucleotides. RefSeq lists its product as uncharacterized. Gene Ontology annotation, biological process: regulation of transcription by RNA polymerase II. Gene Ontology annotation, cellular component: nucleus. Gene Ontology annotation, molecular function: zinc ion binding; RNA polymerase II cis-regulatory region sequence-specific DNA binding; DNA-binding transcription factor activity, RNA polymerase II-specific. Lineage: Eukaryota; Metazoa; Arthropoda; Insecta; Hymenoptera; Megachilidae. The record is from RefSeq and is a predicted model, not a curated record.
CGCCGCUUCUUCUGUUACUGCUGCUGCGAUCACUUGUUGAAGACCCGGUAGAAGAGCGCGCACCCGUUCCUCGAGCACGCCACGACCAUUUUCCUCGGCAGCGGCGGCGGUGGUGGUGGUGGUGGUAGUGGUGAAUAAAGAGAAACGCGUGGAAACUGUGUGUACAUAGUGGCGUCGAACGGGAAUUAUGUUGUAGGAAGAGUGAUGAGCAAUAACGGCGUAGACGCGGUUGAAAGCGGUUUGAGUCUGUGCCGAGCGAGCGGCGCGGAUCGAACGCUCGAUACGCGACACGUUCCAAGUGGAAUAUUCGAAUUGGGACUGUCGAGGAUCUCGUAAGAUUCGCGGAGAAAAGAGAGAGGCCAUGAGGUGCGAGCACGAAGUGAAGAAAUACAACGUCGCGAUUAGGCGCCAAUGACGUCAGGCAAGAAUCGUGGAGCCGUGUAAAAUCGUAAGGGGAAUACGUUCGUGGAGUUUGCAGUGCGGGUCCGUUAGUGUGUUGGUGAUGUAUUACCGCUGGCAGCGGUGAUUGUGGUAGUAACAACAACAGCAGUAUCAGAGAGUAGGUUGUUGGUGGUGGUAAAGAGUCGUGUAGUGGACUCGAUAUCGGUGUUGCCGAACAGAGAAAGAGAGAGAUAGAGAGUGGUGGGGCUAAAAGGAGAACCCGUGUGGAAUUGCUGCGUGGUCCGUCGUGGUAGCCAAUUAUAUUUUCUACGUGUGUGCUUCGCGGGCAAUGACUAACUGCUCGCCGUUAAGUGUGUUAGUAGGAGAUAUCGUUGACGAACCCGUUUCUGCGUUGGUGUUGCCGUCUACGUCAGCACCGGUCGGACGGGAUUUGCAUAGCAAACAGAUUGACGCGCUGGUAAGUGGAUAACGAGAGAGGAGUCGCGACUCUGUGUCCCACCAUGGAUCGUGACUCGCGUUCGUAUUCCUGCGGAGGCUGCGAGAGGACCGAGGGCCGAGCUAUGCCGAUAGAGUAACAAGUGAGCGGCGAAGCGGCGUUGCCAUGACGACAGAGACUCACACUGUGGCGAUGACAGACCCACAGUUAGCGAACAACAAUAACAGCAACAACAACAACAACAAUAACAAUAAUAAUAACAAUAACAACGAUGGCGAGCAAAAGUACCUGCACAAAAAGUUCAAGAAGAUGGCGACAACCGAGGUCUCGCCGAAGGUGGAGCCGAAGAAGGACACCGCGGUCAGCAACGAUUCUUUGGAACCACCUAAAAAGAAAGAUUCGACCAAGGACUUCCGAGAGUCGCCUAAAGAUCCGAUCAAGAUCGAGGCGUCCCCGGAAUCCGUGGAUGGAGACCCCGCAGCCGAGUCCAGGAAAAGCGGCUACGUGUGCCCUUAUUGCAGGCUAUUGUGCGCUAAGCCAAGCGUCUUGCAGAAACACAUCAGGGCACACACGAACGAGAGACCGUAUCCUUGCGUGCCUUGCGGUUUCGCCUUUAAAACCAAAUCGAACCUCUACAAACACUGCAGGUCACGAGCUCAUGCCCUGAAAAUGGAGGGUGGUGAUGCCAGCAAGGUAUCAGAAGAUUCGGACAUAAGUUUGUCCGACAGCGCGAGCAACGGUACCGGCACACCACCACCACCACCUUCGUCAACUCCCACGACCACCGUAUCCAGCGUGAAAACGAUCAAAACCGGGAAAAUCUACAAGCCAAAAUUCCACACGGCGCUCCAGUGCGUUAACAACGAUAUCGAAACGUCUUCCUUAUCCUCCGUUUCUUCCACGAACAGUUCUUCCUCAACGACCGCAGCUGUCACUCCUAAACCCAACCCGGAGCAGGUGCAGGAACACAUCGACAAAAUUAUCACCGACAACCAGGCGAUCGUCGAAGCGGUAGAUCCGCGACUUCACAAGCUGAUUCAAAGGCAACAAAGUCUCGUAGAGAUGAAAGAAUCUGACCAACCGUUGAAUCUCUCCUCGGCCGAAGAAUUUGCCUCCAGGAAACGUUGUUACAGCGAUACCUUCGCGGAGGACAAAGAUUGUCCGAACAAUUCCGAAGGCUCCAUAAUAAAGGACCUGUUGCUGAAGAAUCAAAAUUCGAGCCAAGACGGUAGCACGGAGAACGAGAAUUACCUUUGUCCCUCUUGCAACAUCCCCUACUCGAGCAUCGACAACCUGGACGCCCACCGGAGAUACUACUGCAAAGGUAGCCUAAGUCCACGCAGGGAGUAUCCUUUGGAGAUCGAUAAAAGAGAGUCCGAGUUCGAUUCAAAGUCUUCCGAUUAUUACAACACGUUGCAACCUCUUCCCUCGCCUGGACCACUUCUAGGGAACACUCGGCUGGUCGACGCGUACACGCCACCUGUAAAGAAACAGAGGUCAGAAUCCGUGCCCACUACGUUGCGAUCCCUGGAGGAACUCAGCAAGUAUCCUCGGCCCAACUCGUUGCAGAUGUUCGGCGGAGAGGUGAGGAUACUGGACAACACCGGGGAAACAAAAACCAUGAGGAUCGAGCCGCGGCAAACCAAGUCCCCGACCAGCGAACACAUCGUAAGCAGCAAGUGCGUCACCUCGGAGACCGCCUCCAUCGUGGUCAGAUCUGGCCUCCAUUCGGGUGGUACCAUGGUGCACAAACCGCCAGGCACUCCCGUCAGUACGGCCAGUACCUCCAUAUCCUUGCCCAACACACCUAAAAUGUUGGCACCCAUCAUACCGAACAUAUCAACCCCGAACAUAGCACCCAGUAUGUCCUGCUACAAUUACAUGGAGUCCCAUUUGAACCCCCUGACCAGCAUCACUGCCUACAACCCGUUGACUCUGCCCCAACCAGGACAAAUCACGAGCAUCCUCCACGGCGGCAAGGUCAUACCCUACGUCCCCGGCAUGCCUGGACCACACACUCUGACACCGACCAUAGACAUAUCCUCGAGUAUAGCGACUGGCGAAGCCGGCUACAAGGUGAUACCUGGUCUACCCGGCCUGCAUAUGAUCCCUCAACCUCUGGACCUGGCCAGUCCGGUCAAGAUACAGACACCGAGUGUACCUGGAAUCCCAGGACCCAUGUCCAGUGGACAUGUGCCCAUGAUGGGUCAACCCUUGGAUCUGGCUAGUCCUGCUAAGGACUCGAAACUCGGCUUUAAAACACCUGGAAACGACGUCAUGAAAGCUGGCUUGACCAGUCAAAAAGUUCCUAUCGUUAAGGUCGAAAAUUCUGGGGAGAAGUAUCGGAGGGGAGUGCCGUCUGUCGUGGAGGUGACGAAGGUAGAGCUUGACCGUCAUAUCAAGAACAGCAUGGCCAUCAAGUACAAGGGUAUGGAGGGCCUCAGGGACAGGCGGGAGUUCGCGUACGAGCGGAGCCCGAAGGCGGAGAAAAGUUUCGGUUACACGAACGGGAUCGAUGCGGGAGUCGCUUCCUCGAUCUCCUACAGUAAACUUAGAUACUCGCCGAAGGAGUCUUCCGAGAAUAGAAAGAGACUGUCGACGUGGAACGUGAACGAAGUGGAAGCCGGCAGGGUGAUGGUUGAAUCUCUGGGACACAACGCGGCGAAGUACGAUUCGCCCACGACCCUCGAGAAUGGACGGCUAAAGGCGAGUCUUAACGAAACGAGAACCAAGCAGACCGAGUAUUACGGUACCUUUAAUGGAGCCAAGGCUAAGCCCGAUCCUGUGUCGCCGAUGGUGCUCCUCAACGUAGAUACCUCGAAAACAGAUGUGCCAAACAAAGCUUCCGUAGAUUUAAUUAGCAAGGUGGACAAACCCGAAGCGAAGUCGCCGAAGAACGGAGACGCCACGAAGGAGGAGACGAAUUCAAGCAAGUUCUUGAGACCCACCUCUUUGCCGCUGAAGCCGGGCACCUUCACCCCGAAGAAGCAUCACGGAAUUACGCCGACGGCGAACACGCUUCCACUCAUCAGCCCAGAAACCCCCAGGCCGAAGAAAUCGUACGGGCAACUUUACCUGAACGGGCAUGCUUACACAUAUCUGGGCUUGAAGUGUUCUACCAGAGUGUUUUAUUGUACUCUGAACAGACCACAGCCCAUGUACGUCACGCAGCAACACGGGUUAUCAAUGUACUCCAAUUGGAAGAUAUGCGAGGAAGCACCACCUGAUGUAGAUAUGGCGCAUUAUGACUCGAGGCAUAGAUCGUUUAAUUAUACCACCGCCUGGAAAAAGCAGGAGGACAUCUUGACACACUCCUCGCAGAGACCCACCACCCCUACGAGCCCGGAUAGCGGCUUGGACGGUGACAUGCAAGAGAAAGCGAAGAGAGUCAAGAUUUUCGAUGGGGGAUUCGAGAGUAAUGAGGACUAUACGUAUGUUAGGGGCAGAGGUCGAGGUCGAUACGUUUGUGAAGAAUGCGGCAUUCGUUGUAAAAAGCCAUCCAUGUUAAAGAAACAUAUCAGAACUCACACAGAUGUAAGACCAUACACAUGCAAGCACUGCGCUUUUGGUUUCAAAACCAAGGGCAACCUGACAAAGCAUAUGAAAUCAAAGGCCCAUUACAAGAAAUGCGUGGAGCUAGGAGUGGUUCCUGUACCAACAAUUGUUUGCGACGAGAACAUCGAUAAGGAAGCCAUUGCCCGUCUAGCGGCAGGUGGCAACACCGAAGAGUCCUCGGACGAAGAAGAAGAGAGCGAAGGAGAAGAAAGCGAAGAAUCCGGUAGCGAGGAACAGGAAGUAGCUCAAAGUUUAUUGAGUCUGUCUCAACGGAAUACAAACAGGUUGCCAGGACUUUUGCCAUCAGGAAGGCCAACUACUUACCCCUAUACACUCACUUUUCCUACAACCUCCACGUCCGUGAGCGUGUCCAUUACGAUAACCAGCACCCCCAUAAGUACCCAAACGAUUGCCAGUACCCAGGAGACUACCGUUGUUCGAAACGAAUUGUCGCAUCGCUAUUACUUUCCUUCAAAUCGAACCGCUCCGGAGGAGAUAAGAACGACCGUGAUCCAAUCGUCGAAAAAGGAAACCCCUGAAGUAGAAAUGAACAAGAGCGAACAAGAUUCGCGAAGCACCUCUUCUCAACCCAUGGAUCUUACAACGAAGGCCGUUGUACAAUCGUUACCUGCCCCUGUGCCGCAAAGAGCAAGACCAACGGACAUUUUGACUCCUGUCUCGGAACCAGUCUUGCUGCAAACGAUAGUUCAAACUAUGGAAAGGUUACCGAUACAAGGGAGAGAAUGGAAACCGGACGCCGAGGGCCACGUGUUGCCGGCUUACUUGAAAGAAAUAACUUUCGCCGAAAGGAGCGAGUCCAACAAAUGUAGUUACAGUGUGACUGAGGAUGGGAAAAGUGUCUGCGGUAUUUGUAACAAGGUGUUCAGCAAACCUAGUCAGUUACGGUUGCAUAUCAAUAUUCAUUACUUCGAGAGACCAUUUAGAUGCGAGAGCUGCGCGGUGUCUUUCCGGACCAAGGGUCAUUUGACAAAGCACGAGAGAUCUGUUUCACAUCACAACAAGGUCAGUAUGACUUCCACGUUCGGGGCUGCGACGACUAGCAACCCACGACCAUUCAAAUGUACCGACUGUAAGAUAGCGUUCAGGAUACAUGGUCACUUGGCGAAACAUCUUCGUAGCAAAAUGCAUAUUAUGAAAUUAGAGUGUUUAGGUAAAUUGCCAUUCGGGACGUACGCUGAAAUGGAAAGGUCUGGUGUCAAUUUGAAUGACAUCGAUACGACCGACUGUGAUAAUAGUCUUACUAGUCUUCAGAUGUUGGCUCAAAGACUUUGCGAGAAAGAUCCUAAUAAAGUAGGACAGUGGGAACCUGAAACUAUUCCAAGUCAAGUGAUCAGCGGAGGUGAAACUUCCUCAAACGAUGGUGAGCCUAUGCCGCCAUGAAAGUGACCACAGACUCGGAUAUGUUUCGAUCAUAUCAUGUGCCAAUCACCAACGAAGAUCCAAAGUUCGAUCAGUUUAAUUAACAGGAGCGCGAGUACAGUGUGAACGAGAUGCCAAAUCAAUCUUUACAUCUUCCAUAGAUUAUACAAGGCUGGAUGUGGUCGUACCAAUCGUACGGGAGUGCCAAGUCUGCACAAGUUUCUAAUGUGUACCAUGAACGACAUACAAAUUUUAUUGAACAUAAUAUCGAAUCGGAUUUUAGUACAAAAUGCACACAGGGAUGUGGACAAGUGUAGAGAAAAAGAGAAUACUCAGAGAAAAAGUAACAGAAAUAUCUAUUAGCCAAAAAUAGACCAUGAUAAGUCAAAGACACGUAGUGCCAAAAUAAUGCAGUGGACUAGAAAACAAAUCAACGGUGAAAUUGUUUGGUCGAAUUCGUUGCCGUACCGAUAAAAUAGUUAUAAACAAAAAAAAAA